Aspergillus steynii IBT 23096 is the source of this 1035-nucleotide messenger RNA. RefSeq lists its product as uncharacterized. The transcript has a single exon. Bases 367 to 672 code for a protein of 101 amino acids. The record is from RefSeq and is a predicted model, not a curated record. Lineage: Eukaryota; Fungi; Ascomycota; Eurotiomycetes; Eurotiales; Aspergillaceae.
CCCGGACCCGUCAAAGUAGCUGCACGCAACACCCCAGAAACGAGGCUGGAAUGGAUCGGCCGGUCGAAGUUCCUGAAGCGGGCGAUGGUCAAGAAUGCAGUAGACUUGUGUUUUCGGACAUGGCGGCUCCCCCAUGCGUGAAGUGCGAAGGCAUCGAUGUAUAUAAGUCGCUAGAAGUGACAACGGUCUCAUCCCUUGUCUCACAAUCCUAGACAUCGUGUUUGGAUCCCUUGAUAACAAGCAUAUCACAACCCCCGUCUUCUAUAUAGAUAUCAUAAUAUCCACCGAUACCCCUUUGUUUUUUCUGUUCCAGCCCAAUUCGAAUCUCCAAGUACCUAUCGUUAUUUUUCCUUUCUUACUCCAACGAUGAAGCCCUCUCUCCUCCUCCUCGGAGCCGCCCUGGGCGCCAUGGCUGUUCCUCAUGGAGGCGGCCGCGUCGUGCGCGACAGUCCUUCAAUCUCCGAUAGCGUCAGCCCCAGUCCCAGCCCCAGCGCCACGCCCACGCCGGUUCAAGCCAGCAGUGCGACUCCCAGCAGUGCGACUCCCAGCAGUGCGACUCCCAGCAGUGCGACUCCCAGCAGUGCCUCUCCCAGUAGCGCAACCCCCAGCAGCUCCCCCGUGACUGUCGCGCAACCGACGGGGUCGCCAGCCAGUUCGAAACCGGUAAGCUGAGAUGAGAUGAUCACGCCAAUAUGCUUCGUAGACUGACAGAAUCGCAGAAGAAUUCCGUCCUGUCCAAGGUAAGUCAUUAAAGGUCCAAUUCCACUAUCGUUACCCCUCUCGAUAGAUGCAUCUAUCUACAUUUGUGAAUGUAGUAGAGUGCUCUAGAUGGACAUGCUGCAUCGAUUACCAUGGAAACGUGAGAGCUGAUCAGAUGUCGUUGAUGGAAUGCAGGUGACGGGGCUGUUAGAUGUGGUAAGUUUUCCUCUCCCUUUCUUACCUCCAUUGCACAUCCAUGGCGUAUGAAAGACUCUGGGGUGAUUGACCACUGCUCGAUGAUAAAAACAGCUCGGAUCGAUAGUUGGUGCCUGAGAA